ACAAAGCAAAAUAUUAAAGAAGUUUGUGAGGUUACAUCGCCGGAUACUGACUCCGCUUUUUCAGUCAAACUUCUCCUCAGUCAAGAAUAAACCUUAAUAAUUUAAAAUGUCUGCACGCUACGAUCGCGCUAUUACUGUAUUCUCGCCCGAUGGCCAUCUUCUCCAGGUGGAGUACGCUCAAGAAGCCGUCCGCAAAGGCUCAACCGCUGUUGGUGUACGAGGAGCCGAAGUUGUCGUCCUGGGCGUCGAAAAGAAGUCAGUUGCGAAACUUCAGGAGGAGCGCACCGUGCGUAAAAUCUGCCUUUUGGAUGACCAUGUUGUGAUGGCAUUUGCUGGCCUUACAGCAGAUGCGAGAAUCCUCAUCAACAGAGCACAGAUUGAAUGCCAGUCACACAAACUCACUGUAGAAGAUCCAGUCACAUUGGAAUAUAUUACCAGAUAUAUUGCGGGACUUAAACAGAAGUAUACACAGAGUAAUGGCAGGAGGCCAUUUGGCAUUUCAUGUCUCAUUGGUGGGUUUGAUUUUGAUGGUGUUCCACAUCUGUAUCAGACUGAACCUUCUGGUAUCUAUUAUGAGUGGAAGGCAAAUGCUACAGGUAGAUCAGCCAAAACUGUGAAGGAGUUCCUGGAAAAGUACUAUUCGGAGGAGGAAAUGAAAACUGAAAAUGGAACUGUCAAGUUGGCUAUCAGGGCUUUGCUUGAAGUUGUGCAGUCUGGACAGAAGAACCUGGAGAUCGCGGUAAUGCGUCGUGGUCAACCUAUGCAAAUGCUCGAUGUCGACACGAUUGAACAAUAUGUUGUCCAAAUUGAAAAAGAGAAAGAGGAGGAAGCUGAAAAGAAGAAGCAGAAGAAGUAAUUUAAGGCAGUCAUGGUUUAUGGCGAUUUUUUCUAUUAAUAAUUAUUCAACAACGUCGAUCAGUUGCUUACUUAUUUUUACAAUAAAUACACGUUAAGAUAAUAA
This is a messenger RNA of Dalotia coriaria, 961 nucleotides long. It is a transcript of the gene Prosalpha4, whose product is annotated as proteasome alpha4 subunit. Gene Ontology annotation, biological process: proteasomal protein catabolic process; ubiquitin-dependent protein catabolic process. The transcript has 2 exons. The coding region runs from base 107 to 856 and encodes 249 amino acids. Gene Ontology annotation, cellular component: proteasome core complex; nucleus; proteasome core complex, alpha-subunit complex. NCBI's taxonomy places the organism in Eukaryota, Metazoa, Arthropoda, Insecta, Coleoptera, Staphylinidae. The record is from RefSeq and is a predicted model, not a curated record.